This is a messenger RNA of Aspergillus bombycis, 975 nucleotides long. Its product is annotated as putative 3-oxo-5-alpha-steroid 4-dehydrogenase. The record is from RefSeq and is a predicted model, not a curated record. Gene Ontology annotation, biological process: dolichol-linked oligosaccharide biosynthetic process; polyprenol catabolic process. Gene Ontology annotation, molecular function: 3-oxo-5-alpha-steroid 4-dehydrogenase activity. Bases 1 to 975 code for a protein of 324 amino acids. Lineage: Eukaryota; Fungi; Ascomycota; Eurotiomycetes; Eurotiales; Aspergillaceae. The transcript is spliced from 3 exons. Gene Ontology annotation, cellular component: endoplasmic reticulum.
AUGACGAUGGACUUUCUUCCCAGUCUCGUCGAUCGGGCUCUGGCUACUGCCCACAUGGACGCCGUGGAUGUCCUUCGAGCCUUCUUCCUCUUUGCAUCGUGUACGAUCCUGUCGGUCAGCCUGUUGGAUUCCCUUCGUUCGCGCUUCGUCCCUUAUGGCGCUCGUGCAACCGUGACGGUCGAGUCGGAUUCUACCCCGUCUAAGCCUUCGAGCAGCUCCCCGAUAACUCACAUUCUCGACUAUCUUGCCUCCUUGAAAGUUCCACACAGCUAUUUCACACAGUUCUACGUCAUCUCCCUGCUAUCCUCAAUUUUCUGGGCCCUUCAGCUUAUGUGCCAUGGGCAAGCGUUCCAAGCCAUCGCGACGAGGGUUCACUCAGAGCACCUACAGAGGACUAUGUCGAUAAACCAGGUUAUGUUGUGUUGGGUACUGAUGCUCGCGCAAGGUGUAAGACGGCUACAUGAAUGCUUCGCCUUUUCCAGGCCUUCUUCUUCUCAGAUGUGGUUUGUCCACUGGCUAGCAGGCAUUGCCUUCUAUCUUGCAGUCUCAAUCGCCCUCUGGAUUGAGGGGACAGAAACGCUGCUGUCCCAUAGAUGGAGCCUCGACGAUGUAACAGUGAACAACGCCCCAAGCCUUCGUACGUUUCUCUGUUUGCCGAUCUUUCUGUUUGCAUCUGGCCUGCAACAUGACGCCCACCACUAUCUUUUCUCUCUCAAGAAGUACACUCUUCCCUCUCACCCCUUGUUCCGCAGCAUCGUAUGCCCGCACUACACAGCUGAAUGUGCGAUCUACCUAUCAUUGGCUCUGCUUGCCGCUCCCCAGGGAGAAAUGAUCAACAAGACUGUUUUGUCCGCUGUCGUCUUUGUCACGGUCAAUUUAGGCGUCACUGCAUCCGAGACCAAACGCUGGUACAUGCAGAAAUUCGGCGAAAACUCAGUGCGGGAAAGGUGGAAUAUGAUACCAUGGGUAUACUAA